AUGCGUCUCGACUGCUCCUCCCUUAUCUGCUCCGUCCUCGUCGUCUUCGUCGCUUCAGAUGAAUCCGAUGUUGAGGUCAGUCCGGCCUCUCUCUCUCUCCGAACGAUUCGAAAAAUGUCUCGAAGACUCAGUGAUCACCCUCAGAAAUCUCUAGAAGAAAACAGCGUGUCAAUCACAAAUCAAAUAAUCUUCGGACUCUUCUAGAUUUGUUUUUUUCAGUUGAAGCCGGCUCUCGGUCUGUGCAAAAAGCUAAAUCCCUGCGGAGCCACUGUUUCGACGUUUCCGCUUCUGGAGCCAGAUGUCGAAGAAUCGUCAGGAUUCGGAAGUGGAGCAUCUCCGCCCGUCUACGAUGAAAUCCUCACGGUACCCUCAUUUCUCCACAUUUCCCACUAUUGAUUGAUCUCAUUUUCAGCACGAAAUCUACGACCUAAAUGCCACUCCCGAAAUGCGCAACUCCACACUCUGCUCGUGUCCGGAUGAUGCGGUCUGCGAUUUUGAAUCUGAUUCAAAUGUCGUAAAGGUCGAUUACGUAAGUGAUUAACCGAAAAGUGUCCGUGCUAUCUAAUCGUCUUUUUUUGUAGCACGUCACCCUUCGAUUCUGCAGUUUAGGGACAAUAUCGACGGUGUGCAAACGCAAUUCGAUCAAUUUGAGAGUCAUCGGGGCCUCGCAGGCAUCUGGUGAGUCGGGGGAAUCGCGGUAUUUACAGUACUUCCGAGUGAAAUAGGCUGACGGAGUUUGGAGAGAAAUAUGAACUGAUUCCGAAUUCCGAAAGUCAUUAUGUCCGGAUUCCGUGCCAUUUCGUCCGGAAGUGCGGCCUCAUCGCUUUUAUGAUGGAUCUUCGUCCGAAUGACUCAUCCGAUUGCUCCUUUCCCCCAUUGACUGAUUAUUUGCCGUUUCCUGCCGCGAUCUUGCAUCACAAGUGUCACAACAAUUGUCAUUUGAUGGUGCACUCGCACACUCCCCGAGCCGCCGACUCUCUCGUCGCCGUCUGAACUUUGUGUGCAAUUGGCCGCCGAAUUCCAUCGUUUUUUCAGGAGACAGCGUGCAAGAGGUCUCCAACGCGAUGAUGUUCUGCAACUGUCCCAAUGGAUUCUCGCGACAGCCCGUUGAAGUGUGGUCGGGUCAGGAUAUCUCUCUCAACUACAAGUGUCUCUAG
This is a messenger RNA of Caenorhabditis sp. 36 PRJEB53466, 1157 nucleotides long. The record is from the annotation of a GenBank genome assembly. NCBI's taxonomy places the organism in Eukaryota, Metazoa, Nematoda, Chromadorea, Rhabditida, Rhabditidae.